Molecule: messenger RNA, 2346 nt
Organism: Fomitopsis serialis
Lineage: Eukaryota; Fungi; Basidiomycota; Agaricomycetes; Polyporales; Fomitopsidaceae
Exons: 3
Coding region: 139-2022 (627 amino acids)
Source: RefSeq, a predicted model, not a curated record
CCUCUCUCCCUCCGGUCGGAGUCGGGGAAGCAGCACCCUCUACGUCGUCCCGUACCUUACUCGCUCCUUCCGCUGUCCCUCCUUCCGUCUUUCCUUCUCUCUCUCUCUAUUUCCUUACUUCGCUCUUCGAUCUUCGUCAUGUCAUCGCCGCAGACCGCUCAGUCGACGCAUAAAUCCACCUCUGCUCCUGAUGUCAAGGCACUGAACCAACAGAAGAAACAACCGCCGCCACCUCCGCCACAGAACAUCAAGAACAAGAAAGAGGCAAACCAGGUCGUGAAACCCCUCCCAGACAACGACCCAAGGACGCAGCCGCUCCCCAAGAAUGUUGCUCGCAGAUCGAGCAAGCCCAUCAUCAACUGGUUCCAGCGCAAGCUGGCAGGAACUGUACGCGCGAGGCGGAUUUCUGAUCCUGACAGACCUUCGUCCAGGCCCGUUGUCGUCCGUGAACCCAGCUGGCGCGAGAAGCCUCGAAGGGCUUCUGCGCCGCAACAUCCGUCUGACCCGCCGCUCUCAGUGAGGAUACGGAGCAAAACCGAGUCGAAGCACGGUAGGAAGAUCUCUACCGUCAGCUCAAUUCCCUCUCGCAGGCCGGCCUCGCUGGACGGUUACAGUGCGGUGGAGAGCACAGCGGGCCUUACCACCGACUCUGAUGACGGCCGUCGUUCCUCUUUCGCCCGCUCUUCCCUGUGGUCGCCGACGAGUCAUCUUGAGGCGGAUGAAGAUGCAUCUAUGCGACCAUUGCCGCCUACGUCCCCUCCCUCGCCCUCUCCCUCGCAUUCGUCGUCCUCGUACAUGUCGGACCCGCGUACCUUCCGAAGCAUGACCGCGAGUACUAAGCCGACGACCCUGCUCAGCGUGGAUCUUACGGGAGGCAUGGCCCACAUCGCACAAGCGCCGCCUACCCCGACCACACCUUCUCGCCUGCAGGCGCACCUCCGUUCGCAGUCACCUGGUCCAGGUUCCGGAGGUGCCAUCACAUUCUCUGCAAUCCCUCCCGUCUCGUCUGGCUCGCCAUCGCCAAGCGCGUCUGCUGCCCAGAAUGAACAGUACGCAUUGCACGCACCGCAGCACACGGCCCAUCACCCGCGGAACAAUCCGCGCCCGUCGUCGCCGCCUCAGGAUGAUGCAUCCGUGCUCACCCUCGCGUCGUCGGCUUUCGGCAUGCCUGGUGCGCGGAUAGGCAUGAGGGCCCUCUCGCUCUCCGGAGGCGUAUCGGUUGCGGACGAUUCCAUCUCCCACCUGAGCCACGGUGUCGGCGCGGGAGGCGACUCUACUAGCCAUUUCCUGCUGGGCGAGUUGGACGACCUGCUGGAGAAGGAAUACCAGGAUGUGGACGCGAGCGUGCGCGCGCUGCGGCCGCGCAGCUCGAGGCGAGGUAGUUGGGCGAGCGAAGAUAGCAAAUGGAGUGCGAGCGCGAGCCUGGCUCUGACCGGCGUGACGGGCUUAACGAGCCUGUGGACAAACGGCAGCUACAGGACCGGCGGAGUCAGCGUUGAUGUCAGCGUGAGCAAUGACCAUGGGGACGACGAAACGGACGGGAACGGCGAGGAGACAGAGGGCGAGGAGACUAGUCUGGAUGAAAGGGUGUCGGUUCCCGAUGUCCGCUCGUUGUCGACUUCAGUACGGGAGAUCCGCUCCGUGUCAACGCAUCUGGCGGCGGACGAUGUCUCUAGCGUUGCCAGCCCUCACUUCUCCGUGCGCACGGAUGAUGCGUCGACGCUGCCGGCGACACCCAUCGACGCGCUUGGCCAGCAGGCAGAUGCGCUAUCGACCGAGGCCGGCGGGUCGUCUGAACCGAGCAAGAGUGCGAUGGCUACGCCCAAACCAGGACCGAUCUCCCUGCAGGCGCACGACGCCAUGCCUGACAUCUCUGCGACCAUCAGGUCGCUGGGUGCUGUCAAGUACCAGGAGAAAACCGAGCGUGAUAGUGCUGCAGAUUCAGCCAGUGUUACCACCGCGGACUACGAGACGGAUAACUUCGAGACUCCGAUGACCACGCCUUUGCCUCAACCGGAGUAACCCGACGCUCGCGUCCGCCAUGUUUCUCUCUCAUAUUGAUUUGGUGUGAUAUUCACGGCAUGUUUCCUGCGCUCAAUGCUGGUCUACGCUCAGCAGUGCUACCCCUGUUUUGCCUUGGUGUAUUUAGUCAGUCUUGACCAUACAUCUCUGCUAAUUGUCUCCUGUCUAGCCCCUGGAUACAUGUAAAUACCCUGUACUCCUAGCUCUAUCUCAUGUGUAUUCUUCUGCUCGCCAUGGACACUGUUCGCUAUUCAUUUCUCACUUUGGCGCGCGCGGUGGUAUGAGUCACGUGUGCGUGUAGCGCGAAGGAGCGCGCCUGCCGAG